This is a messenger RNA of Sphaerodactylus townsendi, 3676 nucleotides long. Its product is annotated as hepatocyte nuclear factor 6-like. The record is from RefSeq and is a predicted model, not a curated record. Gene Ontology annotation, biological process: regulation of transcription by RNA polymerase II. The coding region runs from base 385 to 1641 and encodes 418 amino acids. Gene Ontology annotation, molecular function: RNA polymerase II cis-regulatory region sequence-specific DNA binding; DNA-binding transcription factor activity, RNA polymerase II-specific. The transcript has 2 exons. Gene Ontology annotation, cellular component: nucleus. Lineage: Eukaryota; Metazoa; Chordata; Lepidosauria; Squamata; Sphaerodactylidae.
GGGGGGGGAAACGCUUCUGGGGUCCUCUGUCUGGCUACGGUUUGGAAGCUGGAGGCAUCUUCGGGGGGGGUGUCUCCCCCUCUGGUACACAUCUGUUCACCUCCAGAGCGGGAAGACGAAAAGGAGCGUUGAAGUUUGGCGCAGGCAUGCUUCAUUUGGCCUGCCGGAGGAUAGCCAUCUUUCCUAAACCCCACCGGCGUCCUUCUCUGUCUCCCUGCCUCUCUGUUUCCUCCUCUUUAAGGAGCUCCACAAAGGUCAGAGGGCAGCCCGGUCCUUUCCCUCCCGUGGGGCGGCGAUUAAUUGGCUCGAGGGAUUAAGCGCCGGGGAUUCAGAGUACGUUUGCGAGGCGUCGGCCCGAGGGAGGAUGUCCUAGUGGUCGGAAGGAUGAACGUCCAGUUGAGCUUGGAGAAUGGCGGGGACAUGUCCAUCCAAGAGCAGGACCUGAUGCACAGCGACAGCCGGGCCUUGCACUCGGCCCUGCAGAGGCCCUCCUUAAUGGCCUCCGUCCUGGAGGGGAGCGAAUACCACCGGGCCGAGCAUGCCCUGGCCACCUCGCUGCACCCCGGACUCGGCUUCGGCGGGGACUCCCCCACCGCCAGCACGGGCAACAGCUACACCACCUUGACCACCUUGCAGCCCCUCCACGAGAAGUUCCACCACCAACACCACCACCACCACCAUCACCACCACCAGUGUCUGCCGAUGGGCAACGUCAUCGGGAGCUUCACCCUCAUGCGGGAGGAGAGGGGUCUGGGGUCCGGGGGGAACUUUUACAGCCCGUACCACAAGGAGAUCGGGAUGGGGCAGAGCUUGUCCUCCUUGCCCAGCCCCCAGCUGGCCCCCAUGCACAACUACACGGGACACUCCGCCGGCCACUUGGGCAACGAGAAGAUGGUCCUCGGCAACAGCUUCGAGACCCAUUCGGCCGGCAUGUUUGGCAGGAUGGACCAGCACUUUCCCCGGGAGAUGUCUCCCUCGCAGAACUCCACCAUGGGCUCCCCGAACACUAUGGGCCAACCGGCCUACGGCCACCCCAGGUCGGACAUGAACGCCCGGCCUAACCCCCCCAUCGCCACCCAGACCACCGUCCUCUCCAGCCAGCUGGAGGAGAUCAAUACCAAAGAGGUAGCCCAGCGGAUCAUCGCGGAGCUCAAGAGAUACAGCAUCCCCCAGGCCAUUUUCGCCGAGAGGGUGCUCUGUCGGUCUCAGGGCACCCUGUCGGACCUGCUGAGGAACCCCAAGCCCUGGAGCAAGCUGAAGUCCGGGAGGGAGACCUUCAAGCGGAUGUGGCGAUGGCUCCAGGAACCCGAAUUUCAGAGAAUGGCAGCUCUAAGGUUAGAAGCCUGCAAAAGGAAAGAGCAAGAGCAAAGCAAAGCCGACCGAAACCACGUCCCUAAGCGCCACCGGCUGGUCUUCACCGACAUCCAGCGCCGCACGCUGCACGCCAUCUUCCACGAGAACCAGCGCCCUUCCAAGGACCUCCAGAUCACCAUCGCGCAGCAGCUGGGCCUGGAGCUCUCCACCGUCAGCAACUUCUUCAUGAACGCCCGGCGGCGCAGCCUGGACAAAUGGAUGGACGAAGGCCGCUCCCCGUCCUCGGCCUCCAGCGCCACCUCGGCCGUCACUUGCACCAAAGCGUGACCGCCUGCCCGCCCCCCCCCCGCCCCCCCAGCUGACCCUUCUCCCCUUGACCCUCCAGAUACCAAAGAUGGCGGGACGGGACGGCGCCUGGCCGACCACGUUUUGGGGCGAGGCGUCCCCGCUCUGGAUUUAAGCCUGCUCCGGAUUCCCAAACCGGAUCCCUCCGCGAGGUGACCUGGGACUCCGAGGGGGGGGGGGGGGUUUGCACCCACGUAAAUAAUGCUAAUAAUAGUUAAUCAGGAAUAGAAAUAGAGCGUCUCCCCUUUGUGGAAGGAAACAGGGAGACUUGGCAGGAUCGGGGGGGGGGAGGGGUCGACAACCUCUUUGUGAACUUUCGCUUCUGCUCCGUUCCCCUUUUGCAACCGGGGCUUUGUUGCGCUUGCAGAGGAGGCAGUGCCAUCUAGUGGUGAGAGGCUGGCAUGGGGAGAGAGAGCGCGCGUGUGCAGACGACCCGGCUUAACCGGGCCAGAGGGGCAGCCGAGUCUUGGGCGAAAGAAAGGCAAAGCUGGAAGCCGAGGACAACCCCCUAACAACAGUCUGGAUAAACUUUACGCAGGCCCCCAAGUAGCCUUUACAUUCUUGUUGGGGGGGUGGGGGUGGGGCUGAAAUUUUGCUGUAAUUACAACUGCUCUCCAUGGUUCCAAGGGGGAAUAAUGACUGCUUUGGAGAGGGGGCUCUGUGUAGGGUUGCCAACAUCCAGGCAGGGCCUGGAGCUCUCCCAGAAUGAUGACUGAACCCCAGAUGUUGGAGAUCAGUGCCCCUGCCAAAAAGGGCAGCCUCGGAGGGUAGAUACUCUCCAGCAUUAUACCCUCAUCUCCCCCCGGCUCCACCACCAAAAUAUCCAGGAAUUUCCCUCCCUGGAGUUGGCAGCCCUAGCGUGCCUUGAAUGGCAUGGAGCCCUCGACUCAGUGGCUGGCCUGCAGAGAGAGGCAACUCCGGCCCCUUCCACACAUGCAGAAUAAUGCACUAUCAAUCCACUUUCACAAUUGUUUGCAAGUGGAUUUUGCUAUUCCGCACAGUAAAAUCCAGCUGCAAAGUGGAUUGAAAGUGGAUUGAAAGUGCAUUAUGCUGCAUGUGUGGAAGGGAUCUCAGUUUCCUGGCAGGGUGACAGAAAUUCAUAAGAAGCAACACAGAGAGGAGGUAGAGAUGACAAUCCGCCAGAUCUCACAACCCAGCGUUUCCCACUGAUUUCUCAGCUCUGUUCACGUGCUUUGGCUCUUCUUAAAGAUACAAGAGUCCCGUUGUUAGGUCAGGCUGCUGAGAUGAGGGCUGCCAACGGGCCAGUUGGCCGGGAUAACUUCUGUGCCUUUAUCAGCACCUUGAGCUGCAGAAAUGAGCAGGUGGAACUUUGCAUCACCUGAAAGGCAGAGGAGCAGGGGCUGGGGCAUAAGCUGGCAACUGGGACGACGAUCCCCAUAGAAUCCGGUCUCUCCAGAUCUUGUUGCUCCAUUAUUUUAAAGCAAAUUAUGGGCUGCAUUACUCAGAGAACUGCCUGAUGUGCCCGGAGGGAGGAAACCAAGAAAAUGGCCGAAUGGCUCCUGUGAGCCCAAAGUACCCACUUAUGAAGAGGAGGGUGCCUGCUGCACUCUGCAUGAGUCACUUGCCGGCUACAAUCCCCCAUCCAGAGUAGAACAUCUGGUUCAUCCCUGGAUGUUCUUGUGUCCUGGAGCGCUUAGUCAAGAGCCGGCAUAGCAAUAACCAGGUCAGUUGUGUUAUAUGGUGACAAGCCAGGGAAAACAGGAUGGCCUUACCCUGAAGGAACCAAAUGCAUGCCUCAGAGGGUUGCUUCCCUCUGGGUGUGGCCUGCAGUUUCCCUGGAAUUGCAACAAUUUGGCGACUGGAUUCUAUGACAUCGCUUCCUUACUGAAGUCACCCCUUCUCCCAAACCCAACCGUCCCCUGCCUUCAUCCCCAAAUCUCCAGGAAUUCCAACAGCCAGAGUUGGCAACAGAGGUAGCAGGUUCCAGUGGGUAGGGCCCUUUCCUUGCUAUAAAAAACAGAAUGUCUCGUCUUAUAUAGGAGCAGCAGUGGCGUAG